Dovyalis caffra is the source of this 306-nucleotide messenger RNA. Lineage: Eukaryota; Viridiplantae; Streptophyta; Magnoliopsida; Malpighiales; Salicaceae. The record is from the annotation of a GenBank genome assembly.
AUGAAGCCUACUGCAGGGCAAAAGUUGGCAGUAGAAGAUGAUGUCAAGUUGGUACUUCCUGAGUUAGGCAAACAGGCUGGUGGUGCUAUCAAUCAGGAAGAAUUGAAAGGUGCAGUUGUCCUCAUUUUUGCAAACAAGCAAGAUCUCCCUGGUGCACUUUAUGGUGCUGCUGUGACCGAGGCAUUGGAGUUGCACAAAAUAAAAAGCCGCCAAUGGGCCAUCUUCAAAGCUUGCGCCACUAAGGGGGAAGGCCUCUUUGAGGGCUUGGACUGGUUGAGUAAUGCUCUCAAGUCAGGAAGUGGCUAA